Paraphaeosphaeria sporulosa is the source of this 1257-nucleotide messenger RNA. RefSeq lists its product as uncharacterized. NCBI's taxonomy places the organism in Eukaryota, Fungi, Ascomycota, Dothideomycetes, Pleosporales, Didymosphaeriaceae. Gene Ontology annotation, molecular function: protein binding. The record is from RefSeq and is a predicted model, not a curated record. The coding region runs from base 1 to 1257 and encodes 418 amino acids. The transcript has a single exon.
AUGCUGUCAGAACUUCCGACGGAACUUACAGAACACAUCACAGGUGAUCUUGACCUUGACUCCUUCCGCUCUUUCCGGUUAGUCUCCCAUUCGCUUAAUCAGCAAUCUCUCCAUCAAUUCAGGCAGCGUUUCUUUCGCACGCGAACAGUUGCAUGGACUAUUGAGAGUCUGGAUCGGCUGACUCACAUCACUGCCGACUCGUACUUCGGACGAAGCCUACGAGAUUUGGUAGUUGACUCCACCCCACGAUUUGCGAUCAGGCUGUGGGAGCUCGAGAAAGGAAUCAUUGAAGCCGAUCUCCAACAAGACCAGCACAGACGAAAUGACGCGCAAGCACGUUACAGUGAGGUUGAAGCCAGAUUCGAGCAAAUCACCCGAUUCUGGAACGAAACUCGACAUGACCGCAAGGCGCUCACUUCCGUUUUCGAGCACAUAGGAAGGCUGCAGUCCAUUGUGUUUGCCUAUGAUGGUAUGAAGAAGAACUUUCUACUCUUUGGCCGCCGUUAUUGCGAAAGCAGUCAGAAUGAGAUGAGUCGACCUCUGGUCUCUACUCUUGCGGCUGUCGCAAUGUCCAAACUCAUCGUCCAGACCAUCAGCAUUGAUCCAGGACGCAGAUAUGGUGCCGUCAGCACCGGCCGGCUCGAGAGCCUAUCGCCCUUUCUCGUCAUUUUUGACGAUAUCUUCCUCGGGCUGAAAGUCCUGAAGUUGAAUAUUCGUGACUGGAGAUCACCAGACGAUGGCCUCGAGAUGCCAAAUGGGAAGACAUCGUUCUUGGUGCGGUUCCUUGGAAAGCUGAGAAACCUGGAGUCAUUGGAUCUCUCCUGUUUCAGCACCCUGGAAGAAAAUAUACUCUCGGAGAUGGCGCUUCACUGUAAAUAUCCGCGCCUAAGGACGUGCAGACUUCAUCUCUUCAGAGUACCCAGCGCGGACGACUUGCUGCGAUUCCUCGAGCCCGCUCGUGGAUGGCUGGGUUCACUAACACUGUCCCAAUGUGUGAUGAGAGAUGGGGAGUGGAGCCAGGCUAUGGCCGAUAUUGCUUCGGAGCUUCGACUAGAGUACCUUGAGCUGAGCGACUUGUUCACGCGAAUCGGGGCCAGGGUCGGUUUCGACGGCACGAUGCGUCGAACGCUCGUGAUGAGGGGACCAGAUCUCGAAAGCCAACUGAUGUAUCAGUCUGAUCGUCUUAUCAGUGGAAAUUGGGGUCCGGCCUGGCACCUGGCAGCGGUAGCAUACCCUUUCAUCGGCUUACAUGCUUAA